AAAAAUCCACUAUCUCAAAACCAAACUCCUCUCACAAAAACCCACGAUAUGAAAAUGCGUUGACAAAACUUUUAUACUGUGUGAUUGUGUGAUUUGUUCCCGAACCGACCAAUCAAUGAAACCCUGAUUCGGCGGAGCACUCCACCUGAUGAAACACUUAGACGCUUCAUUUAGCCGUUGUCACGUGACGUGGGUGUUUUGAAUCACGCUUCGGAUCAGUGUUUCGAAUCAUCUUUGCUUCGGGAUCUCGCAAAGCUUCGGAACGUCUGUUUCGCGCCAGCCAUCCUUAUGUAGAGGUUGUCUUAGUUUUCAGCAUCGCAUGGACUGCUUAAAUAACACUUUCGGUAUCAGCACGAUUUAUUAACAUUUAAGCGCAUAUGUGAAUUCACAGUGAUGGUGACAUGCACUGCAUGUGGUAGGGGGUGAGAUGUUUAUCGGCACAGAAAUGUGCUGACGUUUGGGCUCAGCAGUUUGGCAAUAACAUGUCGUCCACUGAGGCUGCCAGGGAGUUCCAAGCCAAAGAGCGCAAAUGCAGAAAUCAGCUGAAGAAACGAUUGGCUAAUGCACUCUCAGGAGAUCUGAACCGGCUGCUGCAUGAGGAGCAGGAGACUGACGUCACUCUGUGUGUGGGUUCUGCGGUUCAGCUGAAAGCGCACAGAGCCGUGCUGCUGGCCCGAGCUCCUCGUCUCCUGCAGGGAGCCGAGUCAACUACACCUGUCAUCCACCUGCAGGGGAUUGAACCUGCAGCCCUCAAAGAGUUUAUACAGAAAGUGUACACAGAAGACAAGUGCCUGGAGAAGGAGAAUAAUGCCUUAAAUACACACAAUGGCCACCCACCGGCACUGAACAGUACCUCUGCAGAUGGCCAUGAUAUCGACUCUCAGGACAGCUCUGACACAGGUUUAGGGCAUUUAGAGCCAGCCUCAGGGCUUGGGGCAGAUCUUUUGGCUCUGUUUCAGAGAGGUGAUAUGUCUGACAUCAGCAUACAGGUGGCAGAUAGAGUCUUUUCAGCACACAGGGCCAUUAUUUGCUCGCGCUCGCAGUAUUUCCGAGCAAUGUUGUGUGGCAGUUGGAUGGAGAGUUUGCACCAAUGUAUCACUCUGCAGGGUCUGGGUCCAGAUGAGAUGGAGGUUCUGCUUCAUUUCAUGUACGGUGCCAUCGUAGACUUUCCUCCACGAACCAAUGUCAGUCAGGUUGUGUUAGCGGCAGACAUGCUGGGCCUGGAGGGGCUGAAAGAUGUGGCUGAGAUGGUCCUGACCCGAGACUACUGCCGCUUUUUCCCACAGCCUGUUGAUGGAGUUCAGAGAUCCAUACUGGAGUGCCUCGCCAUUACACACUCCAUAGGCCUGCAUGAUCUCUACUGCUCCUGUGUGAGAUGGGUCGCUGAGCAUUUUGUGAAGUGCUGGUCAGAGAGGAAUUUUGCCCUCCUCCCUCCAGAACUACAGAGAGAGUGCCUCAAAACUGUCAUUGCAAACAUGACAGUGCAGAGUGUGGCAUCUGUGCUAUGUGGCAAUGAGCAGCUGAUUGGCAGUCUGCCAGAAGUGAAAUGGGCAAAGCAGGUGCUCAGUUUGGCCAAUGAACUGCAAGAAGAGUGUCUGCAGAUGAUUGUCAAACACCUGCCCCAGGUCACACACACCACUGCCUUCCACAACAUCAGAAAGAGAGAGGAGUUCACACGUGACCCUACUCUACUGAGGAAGGUGUGUGGAGCCGUGCGAAAGGGCGUAACUGUGGAGAACUGCUGUGACCUCUUUACUGCCAUGGAUCAGCUGAGUGGUGACCCAACAGAUGUAGACAAUCUGUCUGAUGACAAAGCCAAUCAAGAAGGAGUGGAGCCAUUCAGGCGUGAGCUGUGUUUGCUGCGCUCGAGGCUCUGGACCUUCAUGCUUCAGUCCUUUUUUGCAGUGCGACACACACAAGGAUGGGACACUUUACAACCCAGAUAUCGGGAAAAAAUACUUGCAGCUGCUCUUGAUAAAGGCGACUGCAAAAGACUUGGAAAAAAACCUGUGCUCACCAGCUCUCAGAAGCCUGCAAAAUGCUUCUCAGGCUCUUCAUCUCCAUGUGAUGGUCCGACUCACCAUCCCAUUAAGGCAUCACAGGGUCCACGUGAUUCCCCUGCAAGACUUGUACCAGCAGCGUCAGGCAACAUGAAAUCUGAUGCUCUUGCGCCAACAGCUCACUCAUCUCCUUGUGGGAAAACAAAAGCUGGUAACAAUGUCUCACUCCGAAGCAAGAAUGAUAAGGAUAAGUCAACUCACUCACCAGCUAAAACCAAGACUGCAUCCACUGUUAAACCAGUGUUGAAGGGCACUGGUGGUUCAGGCACUCAACGGGAGAAUUCCACGACUUUAGGUGCCCUUGGAUCAUCCACUGGGAAGGUAGUGCUGGACAAGAAACCCAACCCUGGAGCAAGGCCAAAGUCUUCCCCUGCUGAUCUUGUGGGUGACCAGACUAAAGCAGGAAAAGUCCAGAAGAACACGACAUCAGGGAAAGAUAUGCCUCAGGAAGCAGCCUCUGACAGCACCAGCAAUGCCCGACAUGUACAGAAUAUUCCCUCCAACUCUGGCAGCACCUCACCAGACAACAGCACUGGGAGUCCUCGCGCCAAUGGCCACAGUACAACCACAGGUCUCAGGUCAAAACUUCAAGCCAAGGCAACAACAAAAUCUCCUCUGACAAAACCUGCACAGAAACCAGACACUGACAAGUCUAGCAGUCCCACAAAUAAAGCAAACAAGGCUAAACCCACCACAACCAACCAAGCAAGACCUGGAUUUCCUGCAACUCGCUCCGAUCCAAAGAGCAGGAACACAGUAACAGGACUUGCAGAAAACCAUGCUUCAUCCAGACCUCGCUCAGCCCUUAGCUCUAGAAAGCCUGCCUCCCCCAGAAAAGUAGUAGAGAAAGAUAUAUAUAAAACCUCAACCACUAAGAAAACAACAAACGCCAUCCCCGAGUCAAAAGCUUCCACGUCUUCCUCCAAGCAGUCGCUACCCUCCACAAACAAAAUCGGACCCAAACAGAAAGCUUCAGAAAUAUCAGCAACAAAAUCAUCUCCAAAAUCAAUGGUAGCAGUCAAAAACUCAAAUCCUGCUGGAUAUAAAAAAUCUGUGGCUGCUGUGAAGGUUUCAGUAUCUUGCCCCUUACACUCAGACUUUAAAAAUGUCUCUCAGCAGUCAAAUCCAACUUCUACUGCAGGUAAGGCAAGAGGCCAGGAAGUGACUUCAUGUGUGGAGAUUUCCACAGCUCCUUUAUCACUAGAGCAGAAUUCACUGCUCAGCCAAGCCGUGCUACAACAGCCAGAGGCUGUGCAGGAAACAGCAACUUCAGAAACAGCUUCAUCAGCAACUUCCACUAAGGGUCAUGAUAUGAUGAAAGGCAGUAAUCCACUAAGCAGCACAAAGGUGAAGAUUAAGUCAGAAACACAAAACUAUGUGAACUCUGUAAAUACAGAUACUUCUGGACAAUGUGAGGUGAGUGGAAGUAAAUUGGUUUCAGGCCAUUGCAUUCCUCCCCAUAUCUCUGGACCAGGUCAUAGCUUCCAUUCCACAAACUCUUCAAAGGAUUCUGACCUCCCUACUGAUACAACGUGCAGUCUAGGCAGCACUGAGCUGCCCCUAGAGGACACAUGGAAUGGGCUUCAUCCCCAGGUUAGCCCUGAGUCAGAGUCUGUCAGUGCCACCACCUCUUCUGAUGACAUUAAGCCACAGUCAGAGGAUUAUGAUGCUGGUGCCUCACAGGACGACGACUGCUACUCCCAUGAGCGUGGCGUUUCUAAGUGUGGGACCAUGCGCUGCUCUGACUUCCUGGGUCGCAGCAGCAGUGACACCAGCACACCUGAGGAACUCAAGAUGUACGAGAGCGGGGCUGGACUACGUGUGGAGGUCCGGCUUAGAGGACGGGAGGCAGAGACAACAAGUGAAGAAGAGGUGGGGCUUCAGAGACCAAGAUCAUGGAUUAGAAAGGAUGACAUGCCAAUGGAGAAGGAACCCUGCAAAAUGGAUACCACAACAACAAAUAAGAAGGGUGCACAGGACCACCAGCUUUUCUCCUCUGAGGAUGAGGAGACUGAAGAUGAAACAUCUGAAGUUGAGGUACUGCCAAAAGGAAUGGCUAGCCCAGUUGCAGAGCCAUCUCCACCGUUUCAAGGUAUUGUUAACCUGGGAUUCGAAGAUUCUGUGGACCAAGAGAAUGAGCAGCUAGACUACCAGUCAGCUUCUAACUUCCGCCGUUCUGUUUUGCUCUCUGUGGAUGAGUGUGAAGAGCUUGGAUGUGAAGAAGGAGAUGCCCAGACACCACCACGCCAGUCAGGUGAUUCCUUCACACAUUGUGAAGUUUUUGACAGUGAACCACCCAAUUCCCAGACCGACAUCUGCUCCCAGCAUUCAACAAGCAUAGUGAAAGGAAACCAUAUCUCCAACCACAAGGAAAAAGCACAUGAGGCCAAACCUGUGAUAUUCCUGACAGAAGUCUGUGAAUCUCUACAGAAAGAUUGUGCGCAUAUUAAAUCAGAUGCCCCUGUGCUAGACAGAUAUAUCAGUAACCAACCUGCUCAGGAGCGUCCCAGUCAUCUGAAUCUGCGGCUGGCAGAGCAAAAUGACAGUCUGCAAGCUAAGCAUAUAGACAGCAAAAAAGCUGACUUACGGCUUGACUUACCUGAGCUGCAGCUGACUGCGAGCUCACUUGCACACUCUCCAGCAGGGGACAUUGAUGGUUGUGACACAUUGGAUCAAACCUGCACACAUGACCGACGGCCGUCUAAAGCCCUGUCCCCCAUUUACGAGAUGGAUGUAGGAGAAGCCCUUGUACAAAGAUUGGACAUGGACAGGAGCAAUGAGCUACAGCAGGAGCAGUCACACUGGGAUGGCAAAGGUUUAGAGACAGAGGGAGUUAAAGAGGAAGUGGAGAGUGAAGACAGUAAGUUUGCAGAAAGAGACUGGAGCCUACUUCGAAAACUACUGUCUGACCAAGAGUCAAAUCUGGGCAUCAUAAACUCGAUUCCAGAGGAUUUAAACCUUGCGCAGUACCUGAUCAAGCAGACACUGUCCCUGUCUCAAGACUGCUUGAAUGAACAGGAUUACCUAUAUCAUGAGAAGGACAUAUUUAAGCGCUGGGCCGAGCUUAUUUCUCCUCUGGAGGACUCCACCACCAGCAUCACUGUGACCAGCUUCUCUCCUGAGGAUGCUGCUUCUCCACAGGGGGAGUGGACCAUUGUGGAGCUGGAAACACAUCACUGACAGCAGCAGUAACACAGGGUCUCCUGGUUUGGAUUACAGCCACCAUUUUGAUUGGACUCUGGAUUGCUGCAUCCCUUCCUCCCUUCUGUGCUUAUUUGUUUUGGGAAAAAAAAUUUUUAGUUGCAGUACUAUAAGAAGGACUGACCUCAGUACAGUUGUUUUGCAUGUGGGCAAUUUUCCAAGUUAUUGUUUACUUAAUGGGUGUUUCUUGAAUUUUUGUAGAAUACCAGAAAUGCAUUUUUAUUGUUGCUUUUUAUGUCUCUGAAUGAUGAAGCUUAAACAGAGUAUAGAGAGUAUGUAAGUGGUGUGGUUUACAGUGUGGUUUUACUGUUUUGUAUUCAAAACAGUAAAACCUGUGUUGUUUGAAUUUUUUUGCCUUCUUUCUUACGGUCAUUUAAAAAAUGUAAAUAAAUCUUUUUAUCU
Messenger RNA from Xyrauchen texanus (razorback sucker), 5663 nucleotides. RefSeq names its product BTB/POZ domain-containing protein 8-like. The record is from RefSeq and is a predicted model, not a curated record. Bases 483 to 5240 code for a protein of 1585 amino acids. Gene Ontology annotation, molecular function: protein binding. Lineage: Eukaryota; Metazoa; Chordata; Actinopteri; Cypriniformes; Catostomidae. The transcript has 19 exons.